Messenger RNA from Dictyostelium discoideum AX4, 447 nucleotides. RefSeq lists its product as hypothetical. Bases 1 to 447 code for a protein of 148 amino acids. The record is from RefSeq and is a predicted model, not a curated record. NCBI's taxonomy places the organism in Eukaryota, Evosea, Eumycetozoa, Dictyosteliales, Dictyosteliaceae. The transcript has 2 exons.
AUGAGUUAUUCCCACCCAAAAAAAAAAAAAAAAACUGAAACAACCACAACCACAAGCACAACUACAAAUACAACUACAAACACAAAUACAACAAUUAAUGAUUUUACAGAAUCAGCAGAAGAAUUAAAAAAAAAAUUAAAAGAUAUAAAUGAAAUUUUUGAUAAAUGUAAUUUUGAAGAAGAUGAAAUACAAGAUGAUGAGUUAAAAAGUAUCCAACAUCAAUCUGAAUGUAUUUUAAGAUUAAGAAUUUUAUUAAAUGAAUGUGAAAAUUUAAAAAGAAGAGUGGGUUUUUUAAAAAGUCAGACAAACAAAGAAAGUGAAUUUAGUUUGGCCCAAAGUGAAUUAUUAAAAACAUUUGAAAAAAUUUUUGAAAUUAAAAUAAAAAUGAAUCAAAAUAAUAAUAAUAUUAAUAAUAAUAAUAUAUCAAAAGAUGCCAUUGAUUUUUAA